GCUGGCAGAGACGGAAAAGAGGGAAAGACAGGCAGGAGACACGGACGGAGACAGACACGCAAAAACAGGGAGACACCCCUUAAAGACAGCUGCGGGUCGUACCUGGGAUUCAGUGACGCUCCGAGGCGUCACUUUGAUGGCAGACAGCGGCAGGAAAACUGGAGAAGAUCUGUGACUGGCCUUUUCUUUCACAACGAGGGGGUCAACACAGCCGCAUUGAUCCCAUCAUCCCAGGCUUUGUGGAUCACCUCUCCCUCUUUAUAUAAAGAGAUUCCCCCGUUGAUCGCUACUUCAUAACAAAGCCUAUGGAUUACAGAGGGUGUUGGAAAGGCUUUGAUCACAGCUAUGUCAAUACUGUGACCCAACCCAAGUGAAGAGGAGCUUCAGUUAUUUAUUUUAUUUUGUGCUGUUUUUGUGAAUCAGUUUGACCGGUACUUUCAUCGGUUACAUGUUUUAUUUGAUCAGCUGCUUUUUUUGACCCAAACACUCUCGCGUGCAGAACCCGUCUCUCCUUCUGCCACCAUGUACGGUAGCUCCCGUUCUGUCUCCAAGCUGGACGUCGUCGGCUCCAACGGUAACGGCUCCGUGUCUGGGAGUCCCGGCCGCUCGCCGCGCCUACCGCGCUCCCCCCGUUUGGGACACCGACGGAACAACAGCAGCAGCUCUGGCGGCGGACUCACCGGCACGGGAAAGACUCUGUCCAUGGAGAACAUUCAGUCCCUGAACGCUGCCUACGCCACCGGGGGUCCCAUGUACUUCACCGACACAGCCGAAGACCCGGUGGGGAGCAUGGGCAGCGGGCUGAAUCCCAGCGCGCCCAAAAGCACCAUGACCUUGGGGAGAGCAGGAGCCAGGGUGCCGUAUGGGGUGAGGGCAGCGGUGAUGGGGAGCAGCCCGAAUAUAAACACAGGAGGUGGGGGGAGCAGCGCCGCCCUCCUGCCCGCUGAUGCCAUAGCGUUUGGAGGGGAGCUGCAGAACCUGCCCCCACAAGCAGCCACUGUUCCUCACUCCCUGAGACAGGUCAGAGAAGGAGCAAUGUCAGACCUGCAAACGCAGCUAAGAGAAGUGCUUCGAGAAAACGAGCUGCUGCGCAGAGAGCUGGAGGGCAAAGAGUCCAAGCUGAGCUCCUCUAUGAACUCCAUAAAGACGUUUUGGAGUCCCGAGUUGAAGAAGGAGAGAGCGCUGAGGAAAGAUGAAGCCACAAAGAUGGCCGUGUGGAAGGAGCAAUACAGGGUGGUGCAGGAAGAGACACAGCAUCUUCAAUGCACCAUCCAGGCCUUACAAGAUGAGCUCAGGAUCCAGCGCGAUCUCAAUCAGCUCUUCCAAUCCGAUUACUCGGAGUCCGGGCGACUUGGUGCCCAGCCCAUUCCCCCUCAGGAGAUGACCGAGGAGAACUUCCUUCGUCUCCACAGCGAGUUCGAGCGGCAGGCCAAGGAGCUCUUCCUCCUGAGGAAGACUGUGGAAGAGAUGGAGCUGAGGAUCGACACGCAGAAACACACUUUGACCGCCAGGGAUGAGUCAAUAAAGAAGUUGCUGGAGAUGUUGCAGAGUAAAGGUCUGUCGUCGCGGGCGACAGAGGAGGACCACGAGCGAACGAGGCGACUCGCUGACGCAGAGAUGACCAUCCACCAGCUAGAGGGGCUGCUGGAGCAAAAAGACAAGGAGAUGCUUCAGCUCAGAGAGGAGCUUCACAGGAGAUACGAAGCGGCGCCAGAAUCGACAAAGACCAAGGCCCUGCAGACCGUUAUUGAAAUGAAGGAUGCAAAGAUCAGCUCCAUGGAGCGCGGCAUGAGGGAGCUGGAGGAGGAGGUGAUGAUGCUGAAGUCCAACGGCGCUCUGAGCAGCGAGGAGAGGGAGGAGGAGAUCAAACAGAUGGAGGUCUACAGAUCCCACUCCAAGUUUAUGAAGAACAAGGUUGAACAGCUGAAGGAAGAGCUAACUCACAGCCAAUCAGAGAAGGAGGAGCUAAAGCAACGAGCCAAUGAGCUUCAGCAGGAGGUGUCUGCAAUGGACCAGACAAAACAGGAACUGAGUCGCAAAGACAGCGAGCUGCUAGCUCUCAGGACCAAACUGGAGACUCUGAACAAUCAGUUUUCGGACAGCAAACAACAUGUGGACGUACUCAAGGAGUCACUCACUGCCAAGGAACAGAGAGCUGCCAUACUGCAGACCGAGGUGGACGCCUUGCGUCUCCGCCUGGAAGAGAAGGAGUCUCUGCUCUCGAAAAAGAGCCAGCAGAUGUCGGAGCUGACGGAGGAGAAAAGCACUCAGCAGGGAGAGAUCACUGAUCUCAAAGACAUGCUGGAUGUCAAGGAGCGCAAAGUGAACGUGUUGCAGAAAAAGAUAGAGAACCUACAGGAUCAGCUGCGGGAUAAGGAGAAGCAGCUGAGCGGACUGAAAGACAGAGUCAAGUCUCUGCAGACGGACACGUCAAACACAGACACCGCACUGGGAACGCUGGAGGAAGCUCUGGCUGAGAAGGAGCGGAUUAUCGAGAGGCUGAAGGAGCAGCGAGAAAAGGAGGAGAGAGAAAAGGGAGACGAGAUGGAGACCAGUAAGAAGGAGCUGAAAGAGUUGAGAGAAAAGGUCUCGCAGCUCCAGGCUGAGCUGGCUGAUCGUGAGACGUCGGUGUUGGAUCUGAAGGAGAAGGCCUCCUCGCUUGCAUCCUCGACUCUAAAGAAGGAAAACAGGCUGAAAAGUCUAGAAAUCAACCUGGAGCAGAAAAAGGAAGAGUGCAUCAAACUGGAGAGCCAGCUCAGAAAGGCUCAAAGCGCAGCAGCGGAGUCGCAGGCCAACGCUGGACUUACUGAACGCAUCUCGUCCCUGGAGCAGGAAGUGACCCGGUGUAGAGAGGAGGCCGGGAAGGCCCAGUCUGAGGUGGAACGACUCCUGGAGAUCCUCAGGGAGAUGGAGAAUGAAAAGAACGACAAGGAGAAAAAGAUCCACGAACUGGAGAGAAAUCCGUCAGCCUCUCAUCUGUGGCGUCCGCAGCAGUCGCAAAAGCAGGCCCCUCCCCCCGCUGCCUCUCAGCAGCCAGUGGGGGGGCUGGUGUGGGACUACCUGGGCACUCUUGCCUCAAGGCAAAUUAAGGACCAAUCGAAGAAGGUCGCCAACCUGAAACACAAAGAGCAGCUGGAGAAGAACCGAAAUGCCCAGCUGAUGGAGGACGCCAAGAAGCGGGAGGACAACCUCAAUGAAAGUUCUCAGCAAAUAAAGGACUCCCUCCGUCAGAAGGAGGAGCGCAUUGAGGAGUUGGAGGAAGCGCUGAGGGAAAGCGUUCAGAUCACAGCAGAAAGAGAGGUGGUGCUGGCCCAGGAGGAGCAGGCACGCUCACAUGCCGAGAAGCAGCUGUCUCACAUUCCAAUUCAUGAGUUCACCACGAGCGGAUUUAGGUGGUCAAAGGUGGAGGACCUACUGGUUGCCAUGGAAAAGGUGAAACAGGAACUGGAGGUGAUGAAAGCCAAGCUGUCAUCGACCCAGCUCUCAUUGGCUGAGAAGGAAGGUCAUCUGACCGCCCUGCGAGCUGAGAGGCGGAAGCACCUGGAGGAGGUCCUUGAGAUGAAGCAAGAAGCACUGCUGGCCGCCAUAAGCGAGAAGGAUGCCAAUAUCGCUCUGCUGGAGCUCUCCUCAUCCAAAAAGAAGAAAACCCAGGAAGAGGUGUCAGCCCUGAAGAGAGAGAAGGACAGCCUGGUUCAGCAGCUCAAACAGCAGACACAGAACAGGAUGAAGCUGAUGGCCAACAACUAUGAGGACGACCAUCUGAAAGUGGCGUCUCCAAACUCUGACCUGCCCAACAACCACAAGCCCUCCCCUGAUCAGAUUCUCUCUCCUCUCCUGGACCUCAAUCAGAAUCGCAAUAAACUGAAGCUGUACAUAAGUCACCUGACCUCCCUGUGUCAGGAGCGUGACCCAAUCAUAUUGCAGGACUUUGCCCCGCCCCCAUCUUAUCACCGCUCUGACUCCGCCUCCUGGCACACGCAGCUGCACAGCAUGUCAGAGGAGCAGUUGGAGGCGGAGUUGGCGUUGUGUGAGAAGGAGGGGGCGGAGCUCCAGGAGUAUGCCAAUCAGGUCCUGCAGCAGAUCGCCGACCGGUGCCCGGACAUUUUGGAACAAGUCGUCAAUGCCUUGGAGGACAGCUGCUGACUGACCUUUGCACACACACGCUCACAGACUGACUGAAAAAAUACAAAUAAAAUAAAAAUCACACUCGUUUGCAUGCAAAAGUCAAACAUUGAGCGCAAACCCGCGGGAAAAAAAAUCUGAUAAAAUACAAAAUCACAUCUGCAAGCCGCCACAAUCCUCAUGAAACGGAAAGAAAACCAAUGUUGAAGAAGCUCAACUGUGCUUUAGUUGUUCUAAUUUGAGAGGAAUGUCAAUGUUACAUCACUACAGAAAAAUACUAGCUAGCUGAAGGAAAUUAUGUCCCUUGGUCGGUUUAAAGUGCUUUAUUGGCAGAUUAGAUCAGAAUAGAUAUAUUUUUCUAACUCUUCUUAGAAAGGAAGCACUUCUGCUGCACUGACCAUCUUGUAAGUCCUGGCUGGUGGCUGCAGUUCCACUCUGGGAAAAUGGUUUCAACCUGAGAAAUCCAUGUUAAAAAAAAAAAGGAAAAAGUUAUUUGGGCUUGCCAGGCUGCUUCUGAUGCUCGACUUGCACGUUGUUGCCACAAUUUUUUUUUGAUCAGUUUGAGUGUGUUUAUUUCAGCUGCCUUUCGCUAUUUGCAUCAUUUGCUGCUAUCUUUUUUAAACUUUUAGUCAGUUUUUGUUUCUUUCUCUGCAGGUGUUUGAUAAAAAAAAAUUAAAAAAUGUCUUCAGUACCUUCGACGCCCCUGGUAAGGAUUGAUGAAAACGCUUCAAAACAAAUGAGGGUUUGUUUUUUGCAGUAAUAUAUAUAUUUUUUCUGUUCUGCCUUUUGUACUUUGUACGCCCCUCUUCUGCUCAUUUGACAAAACUUAGUCCUCUAAUGCAAUGCCACAAGGUAGAAGCAUCUGGAGAUGGCUUUGGCUCUUCAUUUUGUUACAAUGUUAUAAAGGCAACUUGCUCUAGCAGAGAGACUUUAGAUUUUAGUUACGUUUUUGUAAUUCCAAGCAUUCGUGAUGCCGUGCAGCCUUAGCGAGGUUCCCAGGGCCUUUGGAGGAGAAAACAGCAUCAUUGGUCCUUUGCGAAUUUAAUUGUUUGGUGGCAAAUCUAAUAACUCAAUCACACCACCAGAUUAAACCUGGAUUAAAACAAAGUUAUAGUUAUUUUAAAAGUUUCAGCUACUUUAAAUAUUGGCAUGUAGCUAUUAUAUGUGACUUUUGAAGAUCAAAAUGCAUAUGCCUUAAUAAGAUUUUGUGCUUAUUUUGUUUUUGAACAGUAAAUAAGAAAGCCGAGCUUAAAUCUAACUAAAAAAGGUCUCAGUUAGAUUUAUUUUCUUGGUAAAGUUAAUUUUUUUUUUUUUUUUAAGUUUUUCUCUUGCUUCAAAAUGAGAUUUUGUGAAAAGCCGUUUUUAUCCUUCCCUACCAGGGGUCCGAUUAAACGUGGAAGGUUUUCUACUUUCCUGUAAGUUGCUGUGUAAAUUGUCAAGGAGAACCUUUGAUUAACGUCCCGGCGUUUCAGUUCGCCAAACCCAAAACAACAAUGAAUCUCGCAACAGAACCUUUACUCAAACACUCGGAUGUGCUGUGAACGUGGAUCGCUUCUGUGAAAACGUCGUCUUUGGUUCAGUUGCGUCGUCCAGACUGAAAUCAGGUUGACUUCAAAUAAUUCCUCCGCAUAUCUUCCUCAUGACUGUCCCUUUAGAGUUCAUAAGAGGUCAAAUCGUUUCUGAUACGAGAAGUAAGUGUUAUAUAUAAAUACAGAUAUAUUUUUUUCUUGUUUCUUUUGAAAGUAUGCAUCAGAGUAUUAUAUCUUGGUUGGUCUGCUUCACAUGGUGUCAAACUCUUGUCAUUUUGUGAAUAAUUGGAUGUUUGUUAGACUUUGUUUCCACCGGGAAGACUUUUCAAAGUUCCUGUUGAGUUCAACACUGACAGUAUUAGCAUGGUCCAGAGGGGCAGAUUAUUUCAAGCAAACGUUAUUUUCCUUCUUUUGAAUCAGCUGUGUGAGUUUCGAGGCUGUACCUUGUCUGUCUCGAGGUUUUCUUUUAAAACGUCACCUGGUUGGACAUGAAGCUGGAAGACUUGGAUUUAUGACGCAUCCUCAAAUCUAACUGGUUUUGAAGGUUCUGGCUUUUGGACUCUGAGCUGAUUUAUAUGAACUAAAGUCGGCCCUUGGCUUCUUAAAUGAAACAUUUAUUGAUCCCACAGAUUUUAUGGAUGGUCUAAAAACCCAUGUGUGUCUAAUUUCAGAGACCCAGUCAGGUUUGAGCUCGUGUGUAAAUUCCUUCUUCUGUUUUCUGUUUUUUUUUCUUUUUUCACUGAUUCUGUCCAUUACUGGGAAGGAUGCUGACUGGAAUUCACUUUGAACUUGUGGAUCGAAAGAUCAAAAUGUGAGAGAGUGAAAUAAAUUAAUGCUUUAUCUUCA
This is a messenger RNA of Poeciliopsis prolifica (blackstripe livebearer), 6497 nucleotides long. RefSeq names its product ELKS/Rab6-interacting/CAST family member 1-like. Lineage: Eukaryota; Metazoa; Chordata; Actinopteri; Cyprinodontiformes; Poeciliidae. The record is from RefSeq and is a predicted model, not a curated record. Gene Ontology annotation, cellular component: cytoskeleton of presynaptic active zone. Gene Ontology annotation, molecular function: structural constituent of presynaptic active zone. The transcript is spliced from 25 exons. Gene Ontology annotation, biological process: neuromuscular synaptic transmission; regulation of synaptic plasticity; maintenance of presynaptic active zone structure. The coding region runs from base 523 to 4143 and encodes 1206 amino acids.